AUGGGUUCGGGACUGCUUUUGCUCGCCAUUGAGAUUCUGGAUGCUAUCGGCCGGGCUUGGGUCCGGCCAGGGACUGGCCAGGGUUCAGGUCGUUUUGCGCCUGGGUUGGCCCCUGGCCCGUUCCUCGCCGCACUUGACACUUCGUCCGCUGGGGAACCAUGGAUGAUGGAACCGAAGAAAACGACAAGCUUUGCGGCUGUCCAGCGCUACACACCACUCCCCGCCACAUGGGACCCGAUAACGGAGUAA
Molecule: messenger RNA, 249 nt
Organism: Nannizzia gypsea CBS 118893
Lineage: Eukaryota; Fungi; Ascomycota; Eurotiomycetes; Onygenales; Arthrodermataceae
Exons: 2
Coding region: 1-249 (82 amino acids)
Source: RefSeq, a predicted model, not a curated record